CCCGCCCCCGCCACCAUCUGCUCGGGAUUUGCUAUCCCGAGACUCCAGGCUCGGGGGCUCGGGCUCCAGGGGCAGCCGAUCGGGUCUGUUCAGGGCCCUGGAGCUGCGGUAGGAUCCGACGCCCUUCCAACCUGCUGCGCCUCCUGCAGCGACUCCCUGCGUUCCCGCGUCCCAGCCCGGGGCUGGGCGCUGAUGGAACCGCGGCGAUGUUCACUCUGGCCAGGCUGCUGGAUUUCCAGAAAACCAAAUACGCAAGGUUUAUGAAUGACCGAGUCCCGGCACACAAGAGGUACCAGCCCACAGAGUAUGAACACGCAGCCAACUGUGCUACCCAUGCUUUCUGGAUCAUUCCCAGCAUCCUUGGCAGCUCCAACCUCUACUUCCUGUCGGACGAUGACUGGGAAACCAUAUCUGCCUGGAUCUACGGCCUUGGCCUCUGUGGCCUCUUUGUAGUAUCCACCAUUUUCCACACAGUCUCCUGGAAGAAGAGCCACCUCAGGAUGGUAGAACACUGCCUGCACAUGAUCGACCGGAUGGUCAUUUACUUCUUCAUCGCGGCUUCCUAUGCUCCUUGGCUGAACCUCCGGGAGCUGGGCCCCUGGGCCUCCCACAUGCGCUGGCUGGUCUGGAUCAUGGCCUCCACUGGUACUAUCUAUGUCUUUUUCUUCCAUGAACGGUACAAGCUUGUGGAGCUGCUCUGCUAUGUGGUGAUGGGAUUUUUCCCUGCCUUGGUCAUCCUCUCCAUGCCCAACACUGAGGGCAUCUGGGAGCUGAUGACAGGAGGGGUCUUCUACUGCUUGGGUAUGGUGUUCUUCAAGAGUGACGGGAGGAUUCCCUUUGCCCAUGCCAUCUGGCACCUCUUUGUGGCAUUUGGUGCUGGUACCCACUACUAUGCCAUCUGGAGGUACCUCUACCUGCCCAGCACACUGCAGACCAAGGUGUCCAAAUGAGAUGACCCAGACUCCAUGGGUCAUUUAGACUUUGGGAUCAAAGCAUCUUGGGAAGUGAACUGAGAACUCUAACCCAGAGCAUAGUGCCAAGGUCUGCCUGCCUUUUCCUGGAUGGAAUUCUUUAAGGGUCUAAGGUCCCUUUCACUGACAGCCAGACUACCUUUUGAGUCUCCAGCAAGGAAGAAAACAUUUAGUCGUCUCCAUGGAGAAGAAAUUAAUUCAGUACUGUAUUUCUACUUUAGACAAAUGACUUUUUUUUUUUUUUUUUUUUUUUUUUUUUUUUUUUUUUUUUUUUUUUUUACUAUAACCAAUAUUAACAUCUUCAGAAAAGGGCAAAAUUGGGAAUGAGCACUUGAGAAGCAAUUUUUAAGGUCCUGAGAACCUCCCUUUCUGCUGCAGGGGAAAACCACCUAGCAUUAUAGAUGACAGAUGGGGAAUAUCCCUGACCAUUUCGGACAUCACCAAUCAAUUGCAGAAUUUGCAUAGUGGUAGGUAGAAUUCAACAUAGUGCCCCAUGCAGACAUUACUAAUUGAUUCUGUGCUCAUGAUGGAACUUCUUGGCUGGCCUGGUAUGUUAAGAGACAAGAUCACAGCAGAGCCAUUAGAAACCACUGUAUGGAGGAGCAUGCUUAUCUCUGGACACAAUUACCUUCUAUUCCCUCCUGCCCACCUUCAAGGAAACAAUUGGUGUGGGAUGUUUGGAGGCAGUGCAGGGAAACGAAGGCAUACAUUCCAAGCAGCUGCUGACACUCUGGUCCACCAUGGCUGGUCCUUGGUACUGGAGGAACUGAGAGCUGGGAUGAGGAUGCUGCUACUUAGCUAUUUCUUCUCAUCUCACAGAAUCCAGAGAAAUGAUGAAGCUGCAUUCAGCAGGUUUUUCCCCACCUUGGUUUUCUGAGAUGGCUUCCAGAGGUCCCUCUGAUGGGCCCACGAGCAGGGUCUUCAACUAUCAGAAUUAUGGAAUGUCUACAUCCCCAACCUCUGAGGUGACAUGUCAGCUAAGAACAUGGCUGUCAGGGGCCUAUCCUCAGCCACCUCUACUCCUGGGCUAGCCUUGUCAUAAGAUGCCACCUGGACACUGGCUGAGUGUUGGAGCUGCAGGCCAUGCUCCUGACCUGAGCUGACAACUCAGAAUCUCUGGAAGAGGCUACUGGAAAUCCAAGGUCUUAUUCAACAACUUCCGGCCAGAUGGGUGUGGGCGAGGGUGGGCCUAGACAGGGUGCCUUAUACUUUGUUCUAGCACAUUCCAAGGUAUUUCAGGGCUUCAGCACCUGGAAUCCCAUAUGUCAAAGCCAGUAUUAAAUCAAGUUUAUGCAUUCCUCAGAAA
Molecule: messenger RNA, 2277 nt
Organism: Peromyscus leucopus (white-footed mouse)
Lineage: Eukaryota; Metazoa; Chordata; Mammalia; Rodentia; Cricetidae
Gene: Mmd2
Product: monocyte to macrophage differentiation associated 2
Exons: 7
Coding region: 207-950 (247 amino acids)
Cellular component (GO): membrane
Molecular function (GO): pore-forming activity
Source: RefSeq, a predicted model, not a curated record